This is a messenger RNA of Moneuplotes crassus, 428 nucleotides long. Lineage: Eukaryota; Ciliophora; Spirotrichea; Euplotida; Euplotidae. The record is from the annotation of a GenBank genome assembly.
AAGUACUUACUUAUCAUCUCUAGAAAUCUAAAUAAAAAUGAACCGUCACGAGCAACUACAAAUUCAUACCCUCUUGUCUAAAGGCGCUCUCAGUGAUUCAGGGUCAAGCGACCAUUCGGACGAUGAAGAUGAGAGUUAUUAUUUGCCUGAUAACUGUCUUCAGUCAGCUUCUGUUUUACAAAGCAAAGGCGAAGGCGACCAUAUUCCAGGUGGGAAAUCCCACCCAGGAGUUGAGCAAGUAGAAGAGAGCAAGAAGGUAAGUAUUUCAAACCCAAGUAUCCUUGAUGAAGGAGAGACAGGGGCGCAAGCUCCUAUGGAAAUCCCAUCAUCAAAAGAUGACGAGGGGGAAAACCUUCAAGAUCUACACUCUACUCCGCACUACAACCAUCAAUCUAAGAAAAACUCAAUCAUAUAAAACAAUUUCAAAA